UUCUGUUUUUAUUUUUAGGGGAAUUAGUUUUUCUAGAGGUUUUGAUGAACAUGUAAAAACAAUGAUAAUAUUAAAAACGAUGCCAAAGUGAGUCUGAAACGAAUAGAAUGUCACAAAAACAACGUGACUCGAAAGAUUCUGGAAUGAGAUGCAAAAUGAAUACCUCGCCAAAAGCCUGUCUUGCCAUGCGACGAUUCUGUGUGAAUUCACAGAUGAAAAGCUUUUGCUUCCUGAUGCAAAUUAUGUGUGUUGUGAUUUCAUUCCGACCAUCGCAUUCUCAAGAAUUUUUUCCGAUUGACUUUACUAAUUGCGAUUUCAACACCGAACCUACUCGACCCGACUUUGUCCUUCCAAGAAGCGGAGACAAUGGAUUCAGUGUAAAAAUCGAAGGGAUGCCGGAAUACUAUGAAAGCGAAAAAAGUUACACAGUUACCAUAAGUAGCACUCACCCAGCAACGUUUCGAGGAUUUGCAUUGGCGGCAGUACAUGCAAACAACUACUCUUUGCCGGCAGGAAAUUUCAAGCUUUUGAACCCAUCGUCAACGAAGAAGCAUCCGUCCUGCAGUAAUAUUGUGACACAAACAACGUUGGGGAAGAAAGCAUCUGUUCAAUUUGUUUGGGAUUCUCCUGCACCUGGAUUCGGAUGCGUACAAUUUAAAGCUGUUAUAAUACAGAAAGGUAAAAUUUGGUACCGCAACGAAGACAAGUUAACCCAGACGCUAUGCGAGACGAUCGAUUCAAGUUCAGCAAGGGUAGCUCACAUCUGUUGUUCCUGUGGAUCUGCCCAAUACAGAAUGACUUUCUAUGGUCUAUGGUCUCCUCAAACUCAUCCAAAGGAUUAUCCAGGUUACUCAACCCAUUGGUCCAACGUCAUCGGAGCAUCACAUAAUGAUCGGUACACUAUUUGGGAUUAUGGUCAAUACGCUACCGAUGGAGUCAAAAAAGUAGCAGAAUGGGGUUGGCCGAAUGCUGUUGAAAAUGAAAUAAGAGCUCAAGGUGACAGUGUUAUCUCAGUUAUAAAGACGAGAGCUCAGUGGCCGGCAUUUCAACCGAGGAAUAUACGUGAACCACCAUCCGCGAUGUUUGACGUAGAUGCUAGUCGUCACUUGGUGUCUCUGCUGACCAUGUUGGGUCCAAGUCCAGACUGGAACGUUGGUAUCACAAAAGAGAGCAUGUGUACUUCACAAUGUGGCUGGAUAAAUACAAAAUCUUAUGAUUUAACUCCAUGGGAUGCUGGUACUGACAGUGGAGUAUCCUACCUGUCACCGAACUCUCCUACGAAUCCUCAAGAUCGGAUCCGAGCUCUCACAAGUUCAGAUGACACAGAAUCUCCGUUUUACGAUCCUUUAGGACGACCCAUUGAACCUGUAGCAAGAGUAGUAUUAGAGCGGAUUAGCAUAUCCGGAGAUCAAUGUGGGCCUAGUCCGGUAUCGAACUCUGCACCGCGUUCCACCGGAAUUGAUAUAUUAUCGUCACCAUCAGUAAUUGAGCCUCCGUUGACUUCGUGCUUGUACGGUGAAUGGUCCGAAUGGAGUCAAUGCGGAGUUACAUGUGGAUGGGGAAUUAAAAUGAGAACGAAGUCUUUAAUAAACAAACUGUUACCAUCUGCAUCAUGCAAACCAUCUAUAACUGAAAAAGAAAUUUGCAAAGGAGCAGCGUUUUGUGAUAAUGAAGAUGAUUCAACUGUGUGUCUAUAUUCAGAGUGGACUAAAUGGUCUGACUGUACCGCUCCUUGUGGCUCCGAUGCAUUGAGAUUUCGAACAAGGGAGCUCCAGUGGCCUUCAGAACCGAAGAACUGUCACGAGCCCCUGAAAGAAAUGAGAUUUGAUUGCAAUACUGAGCCAUGUGAGUUAGAUGUUUGUGAGUACGGUACUUGGUCGGACUGGAUGCCAUGCUCAACUCAGUGUGGAAUUGGACAAACAUUGCGGAAGAAAUUUUCAAUACAAUCUACUGAAAAAUGCGAAUCCCCAGUAAUGGAAAUCAGUAAGUGCAUGGCCUCCACUGACUGCGCAGCACCAGUUGGGUUUGAUGUGCCUUCCGGAUGCUCAUACUCUCCGUGGACCGGUUGGAUGCCGUGUCCUGUCACAUGUGGUGUUGGAGAGACUUUCAGAAAACGAGUGUUAGAUUUUUCUACCCCAGAUAUUCACUGCGAUGAAUUUCAAAUGGAAAGAACCAAAUGCAUGACUUCGGAGUCAUGCCCAGAAAUUGAAAGGUUGGACAAUUUUGGAACACAACAUUGCGAGUACUCAGAAUGGUCAGAAUGGAUGCCAUGUUCCGCCUCGUGUGACGUGGGAAACACUCUUCGGAAAAGAUUCUUGAAAAAAACUAAUACUGUGGCGAAUUGUGAAGAACUCCAUAUGGAGACAGUACAAUGUUACAUGCCACCAUGCAGUGUAAUGAUUCCAAAAGAAGACUCACUGCCACAUGCAACACAGAAAAGCUGUAUUUACGGGGAGUGGACGGCAUGGAUGCCAUGUUCCGUGACGUGUGGAAGAGGAGAAACUUUACGCAAACGCUUUCUCAAAAAAUCUCUCGAUAUUUCUCAAACUUGUGAUGGAUUUGAAAUGGAAACAAACAGAUGUACUGUACCAGGGAGCUGUGAAGUAGUAGUACCUAAACAUGAGGAUGUUGUGACGGACUGGUCUUCAUGUUCUGUUACCUGUGGAUUUGGUGAAAAAUCUAGAACAGUAAUAAAAGAAAAUUGCGACUCAGAAGAUUGCAAAGUUGUGGAAAUAGAGGAAUGUUUUGUGGAUGCAAGAUGCCCCGUUGAUUGUCAACUUAGUGAUUGGAGUGAGUGGUCUCCUUGUCAAGGAUGCGAACCGAAAUCUGCUAGACAUCACCGAAAGGUCGCAACAUCUACUAAAUCAUUUCAAGUGAGGAAAAGAGAGAGGUUGAUUAAACCAAAACUGGGUGGAGCCAAAUGUGGAAGGCGAAAAGAGCGUAGAAAAUGCGUGUGCCCUUCUUGAGAACACAACGACAAUGUCUCUACUGAAGUAGGCUCAAGCGUGGAAUACAAAGCUACAGAAUAGUUCUAUGUGAGACGGUUCAAUCUAUUUGGAAACAGAAAUACCAAUUGCUGUAAUAAUAACUCAUGUAUUAUGUGCCUUAGCCUCGAAUAUUAAAAAUAUCUGCAAGAAGCUAAUAUCACUUUGGACAUUAUCAUUUUUUUCAUAUCAUACUGUUUCAUGCUGGUUGAACACGACUAUGUUCGACAUGUUUUAAUAAGCACCCGUUUUCAUUUGAUUUAAAUAAAUAACAAGUUAUUUCUUCUAUGAAGAAAAAAUUAAACCGUCCUACAAAACAUUGAGUGUUUUUAAACUAAUUCUUUAUUAUAGAUUAUAUCCUCACAAAAUCCAAUUUUUAUUAAAUGCAUUUGCAAGUAAUUUCGAAGUGAAAUAAUUUUAAUUACCGUAUAUUACUUCAGACGGUUGAAUAUGCGGUAUAUUGUCUGAACGUAUGUGUUGACAUGGAGAUUAAAUUUUAAGACGUAGAGCUGUAAGAAAUGAACGUAUGCGAAUGAAAUGAACUGUUUGAGAAUGAGCAUAUUUGAAAGUAUACAUAUAUGCAUUUUAAGAAGGUAUCACAAAGAAGCGUGAAACGAAAAUGAAACUGUUUGAAAGACUGCAUUACGAAUGGCAUGAAUGAAAAUACUGUAAAUCUAAGUGUGACAACAAUUUUGUAACAGCAUUGAAUUCUGAGAAUUGUACUUUAUAAUUUCAAUGCAGUAUUUUGCUUUAAUACAUUUAUUUGCACAAUAAUUCUUGUCGAUAAAAUAAAGAAUUACCAAUAACGUG
Messenger RNA from Styela clava, 3794 nucleotides. RefSeq names its product spondin-1-like. Lineage: Eukaryota; Metazoa; Chordata; Ascidiacea; Stolidobranchia; Styelidae. The record is from RefSeq and is a predicted model, not a curated record. Gene Ontology annotation, biological process: cell adhesion. Gene Ontology annotation, cellular component: extracellular matrix.